AUUUCUAGUAGCAAGCCAGAGUUGUUGCAAACAAUAAUGGCCGAAAUUGCACCAAAGGCAUUGAAAACUUUGCCCACUUUACUUCCAGGACUCCAUAAUUUUGAAGAGGAAAGAGGUUGAAAGCAAAGGAUAUCUGUACCAUCAUGAAUCAAUACCAAUAGAAUGAUGGUGAUGAAAGUGAAAGUGAGGAUGGUAGAGACUCCAAGCCAACUUCUCAUUGCAGACAUUGUUGGAAUAACAAGUGCAAAUAUGAAGUAGGCUGCUCCGGUGAUGAUGAUGAAAUAUUGGAGCCUCAAAGCCUGCCAAAGUAUAGAAACCUAAAAAGUCAAAACAUGUGGAUGACCCUCAAAGCCACGUCAGCUGGGCCUCACACGGCUUAAAUCCAAUCGGAACUCUCCAGAAUCCUGGCGGAUGUGUUGCUGACAUGGCUCCAUAACUGUACGAUUGAGCUGGAACUGCAUGGGAAACAACAGGACCCGGCAGUUGAAGUCUCCAAUACUCCAACGACUAAUCGCCCUCAAUUGCACCUUUUUCUCGGAUAAACAUCAUCAACUAGUCUGUCCAAGUCAUAUAUUGUAUGUUUUUUUAUUUGAAAAACACGUGUGUGUAUAUAAUAUGCUAUAUAUAGACAGUGGGUGGGUCGAUCACAAUUCUCAAUCUCUUCCGUAGUUUCUAUAUAUAUUCACCCAUUUACCAAAGCAAACUCUUGAGUGCUGGUGUUUCUGGAGCUGAAAAUGACGAUCACAGCCACGCCGAGUGUCAAGGACGGAUGUCUUCUGGUGAGGGGCAAGGUGGUGUCGACAGGGGUGCCGGAGAACGUCGUCGUUUCUCCGGUUGGCUCCGAGGCGGCUUUCAUUGGUGCAACCUCAACCACUCCAAGUUCACGUCAUGUUUUUAGUCUUGGUGUUCUUGGGGAAGGAUACAAGUUCUUGUCUCUCUUCAGAGUAAAAAUCUGGUGGAUGAUUCCAUGUGUUGGGAAAUCGGGUAGUGAAAUUCCCAUCGAAACGCAAAUGCUUCUUUUGGAAGCAAGAGAAGAGUCUGUCCUGCUUGAUGGAACUUCUUCUGGUCCAAAUACUGAAGACACCUUCUACGUCCUCUUCUUGCCUGUGUUGGAUGGACAAUUUAGGACAAGUUUGCAGGGGACUCCCAUAAAUGAGCUCAAGUUUUGCGUUGAAAGUGGAGAUGUCAAUGUUCAAUCCUCCCAAUCACUGGAAGCAGUAUUCAUAAACUCUGGGGAUAACCCGUUUGAGCUCAUUAAGAAUUCUAUCAAGAUACUAGAGAAGCACAAAGGUACUUUUAGCCACAUUGAAAACAAGAAGAUACCAGCCCAUUUAGACUGGUUCGGAUGGUGCACUUGGGAUGCUUUCUACACUGAAGUAAAUCCACAAGGGAUCGAAGAGGGUCUUCAGAGUUUCAUGGAAGGAGGAUGUUCACCCAAAUUUCUGAUAAUUGAUGAUGGAUGGCAAGAGACGGUAAAUGAGUUCCAGAAAGAAGGUGAACCAGUAAUUGAAGGGAUACAGUUUGCAACCAGAUUGGUAGACAUCAAAGAAAACAAUAAGUUCAAGAGUUCAGGUUCAGAUAAUUCAUGCAUUCAUCUCCAUGAUUUUGUUGAUGUCAUCAAAGACAAAUAUGGAUUAAAGUUUGUUUACGUCUGGCAUGCUUUGGCUGGUUAUUGGGGUGGCCUGUUGCCAUCAUCAGAAAUAAUGAACAAGUACAACCCAAAGAUUGCCUAUCCAAUCCAGUCACCUGGUAACACAGGGAACCUUAGAGACAUUGUCAUGGACAUCUUGGAAAAAUACGGAGUUGGGAUUAUAGACCCCCAAAAAAUCUUUGAGUUUUAUAACGAUCUCCACAGCUAUCUUGCAAGCAGUGGUGUGGAUGGAGUCAAGGUGGAUGUUCAGAAUUUGAUAGAAACAUUGGGUUCUGGGUACGGUGGACGUGUAUCAUUGACAAGAUGCUAUCAAGAAGCACUUGAGCAAUCUAUUGCAAGGAACUUCAAGGACAAUAACCUGAUUUGCAGCAUGAGUCACAACUCAGACUCAAUCUACAGUUCAAAGAAGAGUGCGGUUGCAAGAGCAUCAGAGGAUUUCACGCCAAGAGAACCAACAUAUCAGACCUUACAUAUCACCUCUGUGGCUUUUAAUAGUCUUCUUCUAGGGGAGAUUGUGGUUCCAGAUUGGGACAUGUUCCAAAGCAAACAUGAUACGGCUGAAUUUCAUGCUGCAGCAAGAGCAUUAGGUGGGUGUGCGAUAUAUGUAAGUGACAAGCCUGGCAAUCAUGAUUUCAACAUCCUCAGAAAGCUCGUAUUGCCUGAUGGGUCAGUCUUAAGAGCAAGAUAUGCAGGGCGGCCUACCCGAGACUGCUUAUUUCAAGACCCAGUGACGGACGGAAAAAGUCUGUUGAAAAUAUGGAACUUGAAUAAGUUAUCUGGGGUCCUUGGUGUUUUUAAUUGCCAAGGAGCAGGAAGUUGGCCACUGAAAGAAGUAGCUCAAGAUAUUUCUAGUGCCACAUCUACAUCUUCCUUAAUCUCAUGUCAUGUGAGUCCCCAAGAUGUUGAAUUUCUUGAAGAGAUAGCAGAUGAAAGUUGGAAUGGAGAUUGCGCAAUAUACGCCUUCAGUUCAGGAUCUCUUUCUAAAUUGCCAAAGAAAGGAACACUUGAAGUGUCCUUGAGAACUCUAACAUGUGAAAUAUACACCAUCUCCCCAAUCACAGUUUUCAGUAAUGAUCUUCUUUUCGCUCCAAUCGGAUUGCUUGACAUGUACAACUCAGGAGGGGCAGUAGAAGCCCUGAACUGCACCAUGGAUCUCCCAGGGUGCACAAUAAAAGUCAGAGGACGAGGCUGUGGCCGGUUUGGAUCAUAUUCGAGCACCAAACCGAGACAAUGUAUGGUAGAUAUGAAAGAAGAGGAAUUCACAUACAAUGCUGAAGAUGGAUUAUUGACAGUUAAACUUCAAGGUGAAUGCAAAUUGAGGGACAUUGAGUUUGUCUAUUGAGGUAAGUGUGUCUGAGGAAUUAUACAGUUGAGUUGACGAGGGAGUUAAUACUGUUGCAUGGGAUCAACACGAUUUGGUUCAUGUGAAUUGUAAACAGUUUGAGGUAGAAAGUAUCAUGUAAACGACUUGUACUUGUAUCGCAACAUGUACAACCUUUCCUCUUAUGUUUUCUGUUUCUGUUUUCCCUUGUAUAUGAUAAUUAUAUAUAUGAUACUUCACUGUUUUGGAUUAAGCAACCAAAACAGAUUUCCUCAAA
Molecule: messenger RNA, 3249 nt
Organism: Corylus avellana
Lineage: Eukaryota; Viridiplantae; Streptophyta; Magnoliopsida; Fagales; Betulaceae
Product: putative galactinol--sucrose galactosyltransferase 2
Source: RefSeq, a predicted model, not a curated record